Messenger RNA from Myotis daubentonii (Daubenton's bat), 2980 nucleotides. RefSeq names its product Rho GTPase activating protein 1 (gene ARHGAP1). Gene Ontology annotation, biological process: negative regulation of endocytic recycling; small GTPase-mediated signal transduction. Lineage: Eukaryota; Metazoa; Chordata; Mammalia; Chiroptera; Vespertilionidae. The record is from RefSeq and is a predicted model, not a curated record. Gene Ontology annotation, molecular function: GTPase activator activity. Gene Ontology annotation, cellular component: cytoplasm.
AGGCGGUUCCCUUUUUGCAGCGGAGCCGGAUGUUUGCCGAGCUUUGACAGGCGUGGCAAAAGGAGCGGAGCGCGACCGCGGUUUCUCUCAGGUUCCGCGGGGCGAGGCUGUCGGGGACGGGCUCAGCUAUGGACCCACUUUCAGAGCUGCAGGAUGACCUGACCUUGGAUGACACCAGCCAGGCUCUGAACCAGCUGAAGCUGGCCUCCAUUGACGAGAAGAACUGGCCCUCAGACGAAAUGCCCGACUUUCCCAAGUCAGACGACUCCAAGAGCAGCUCCCCAGAACCUGUCACACACCUGAAGUGGGAUGACCCUUACUACGACAUCGCCCGGCACCAGAUUGUGGAGGUGGCAGGGUGUGAUGAGCCUGAGGGGGCCCGGCCAGGAGAUGACAAGUAUGGACGGAAGAUCAUUGUGUUUAGUGCCUGCCGAAUGCCUCCCAGCCACCAGCUGGACCACAGCAAGCUCUUGGGGUACCUGAAGCACACCCUGGACCAGUACGUGGAGAGUGACUACACACUGCUUUACCUGCACCACGGCCUGACCAGCGACAACAAGCCCUCCUUCAGCUGGCUCCGGGAUGCCUACCGGGAGUUUGACCGAAAGUACAAGAAGAACAUCAAGGCCCUGUACAUCGUGCACCCCACCAUGUUCAUCAAGACCCUGCUCAUCCUCUUUAAGCCCUUCAUUAGCUUCAAGUUUGGACAGAAGAUCUUCUAUGUGAAUUACCUGAGUGAGCUGAGCGAGCACGUGAAGCUGGAGCAACUAGGGAUCCCUCGCCAAGUGCUCAAGUAUGAUGACUUCCUGAAGUCCACACAGAAGAGCCCUGCAACAGCCCCCAAGCCCAUGCCCCCACGGCCCCCACUGCCCAACCAGCAGUUUGGGGUCUCACUGCAGCACCUCCAGGAGAAGAACCCAGAGCAGGAGCCCAUUCCUCUCGUGGUCCGCGAGACGAUUGCCCACCUGCAGGCCCACGCUCUCACCACUGAAGGGAUUUUCCGAAGGUCUGCCAACACCCAAGUCGUACGGGAGGUACAGCAGAAGUAUAACAUGGGGCUGCCUGUGGACUUCGACCAGUACAACGACUUGCACCUGCCAGCGGUCAUCCUCAAGACCUUCCUCCGGGAGCUUCCUGAGCCCCUGCUCACCUUUGACCUCUACCCUCACGUAGUGGGCUUCCUCAACAUCGAUGAGAGCCAGAGAGUGGAGGUGACGCUGCAGGUCCUCCAGACGCUGCCCGAGGAGAACUACCAGGUGCUUCGUUUCCUUACUGCCUUCCUGGUGCAGGUUUCUGCCCAGUGUGACCAAAACAAGAUGACCAACACUAACCUGGCUGUCGUCUUUGGCCCUAACCUGCUGUGGGCCAAGGAUGCUGCCAUCACUCUCAAGGCCAUUAAUCCCAUCAACACCUUUACCAAGUUCCUCCUGGACCAUCAAGGGGAGCUGUUCCCUACUCCUGGCUCCUAGGGGCUCAGAGCACAGCCCCUGCCCACCAGCCCCCUUCUCUGAUAGCCCUUCCUCUGGGAGCCCCAGUUUGGACUCCUGCCCAGGAAGGGGUCAUGAGGCCCGAGGAGAUGAAGCUGGAGACAGCCAACUGGGCAGCUCCUCCUCCCCUUCUUUCCAGUCCACCUCGCUGGCCCUGGAGGCCUUGCUGUUACCAUGGGACAUUUUUCUUCGCCUUAUACUUCUCCUGCCUCCUUGGAUCCCUGGUUCCUGUGGGGCUGUGCAGAGCUGGCCCUGGCCCUUCCAGUGGGAGGACUGGCUCCAGCAGUCCUUUCCUGCUUUCUCCUGCCUCUUUCCCUGGCAGCUGCAGAUGCCAAAAUCACUGUCAGCUGGGAUGGUAGCUGGGCUGAUCCGCCCCCUCCUGAUUGCCGGGGAAUGAAAGGCUGAGCUGGCUUAGGCAGGCCAUGCUGAGGCUCCUCUCUGUCUGGGUGAAGGCCUGGGUGCAAGCCCCCUGCUCUAUCCUCCCCUCAGCAUGGGUACCUCCACCGCUAAGGAAUUCAGCCUGGAGUCUGCUUCCUGUUUCUGCCUUUUUUCCCACGCAUCCUGGUCAGCUUUUCCCAUGUGGCACUGCCCCCAGAAUGUUCUAACCCCUGCUUCUGCUUGGACGCAGCUUGGAUGACAUGGCUGAGUUCUUGCAUCCAUUAGAGAUAGAUAGCACCCCGGGUACCUGAGUAGGGGAGCAGGCUCAGCCUCUAUGCCUUGUCUAAGGACAGCCUCUAGGCCAAAGGCUCUUGCAGUCCUGUGUGUUGUAGAGUCACACUGGUCUCUGCUCUGGCCAGAGAUGACUCGGUGCCUCAGGAUCGCAGUGGCUCCUUCCUCCUACGGGGGCUCCUGAGGGGCUGGGCAGAGAUUUUGCUAGUUAGGUCUAGCAGCCUUCCCCGGGGAGUACCAGUCCCAGGCCCUGUUGUCUUUCUGACAACCUGGACUCCAGUGAUGGUGGCUGUCCUGCAUUCCAACUGUAUCCUUUCUAAUUACACUCCUUCCUGGUGAACACCGAGAACGCCCCUCCUUCCUGUAGUCUUGACUUCUGGCAGGAGGGAAAACCCAGAACAGUGACCCUGUCCCCACAGCCGUGGCCAGAGCCUAGAGCCUUCACCAUGGGGGUCCUCACUGACCAGCCCAACUCCUUUUGGGCGCUCUCCCAGGGCACUGGUGUGUCAGGACUCCCGGUACCUGACUGGCUGCUGGUUCUGUUAGUCCCUGUGUCUCUAGCCUGGGUACAGGCCUGUGCUUCCUCCCCUACUUUGUGUACCAGGUGUUCACAGCCCCUUAUCCUGGGAGCCUAUGGAUCUAUUUGGUCUUCCCCUUUCCCUGCCCCACUAGUCAGUGGGGACUGGGGGAAGGCUUGUACUGUGAAUCAAGUGUACACAUUCACACUUCAUGAAUUCCUUGGCAUCAAUCAUGUAUUUCACCUCUGCACUUUUUGUAUUUCAAUAAAAAUGGAGAUGGAAACUGCCCAUCUGACUAUUAAAGAA